CUCGGUGCAGACGAUGGUAUUCAGUCAUCUUUGACAUACAGCUUAUAUCAGUUCUCUUGUCGAAGGUAUUUACACAUUUAGUGAAGAUGAAAGCUGUUUUCGCAAUCGCUCUAGCAACGGCGUGCAUCGUCGCCCUUUGCCAACAAGUAGACGCUUCACCAUCAGACAUGGAGAAGACCAAGGACACGAAGGCUAAGGAUGCUACAACUGUCGUUAAGGACACGAAAGCUCAGAAGGACGCCAAGAAGAAAUGCCAAAAAAAUUGCUCAACCCGCGAUCCAAUUUGCGCCUACGUCCCCAGCAACUCUACCGUCAAGCCCAAGACCUUCGAUUCAUCUUGCCACAUGGAUGUAGACAACUGCGAACAUGGAACCAAAUACGUUUUCAAGAACAAAGGUCAAUGCGUUUAAGAUCACACCGAGAAAUGGCAAGACUAUCCUCAUUACAUAACUCUACCACCAACACCCGCCCAUGUAUAUUUGAGCUCUUUCCUUGUAAUUAUAAAAAACCAAUGUAGAAGAAAAAUUUCUUGAUUAAAUGCUGCAUAAUAGCACAUCCUC
Fopius arisanus is the source of this 560-nucleotide messenger RNA. RefSeq lists its product as uncharacterized. The record is from RefSeq and is a predicted model, not a curated record. Bases 87 to 410 code for a protein of 107 amino acids. NCBI's taxonomy places the organism in Eukaryota, Metazoa, Arthropoda, Insecta, Hymenoptera, Braconidae. The transcript has 3 exons.